CUUCUCCGAUUUCGAAACAAAGGAAACGGGAUCCGCAAUCAAAACGAACACGGUGGGGAGGCUCGCCAUCAGUAGAAAGAUCACGACGAACGAAGUCGAACGAAUCCCCCCCAAAACCUCCAACCCCAGGCAGGCCACGAGCACGAGCGACGAGCAGGCGAGAGAACGAUGGGCGGCGGCGAUGUGGACCACGGCGUCGAGGGCAUCCGCCGCGAGUUCAAUCGCCUUAGCAUCCAGCCACAAGCGACGACUGAUGAAGAGCAGUUCGAUUAUCCCUUCUUCAUCGAGGAACAAACUAUGACUCAACUGUUCGAUCCUUUUGUUAACAAUUCACUCGCAAGGUAUCUAGAGGGUACUCGUUAUGCUCGGCGUGUUAGUGUUGGUGGCCUUCCCCCCUCUGCUAAUGAACAGACAGUUGCAAUUUUCUUUAAUCAAGCCAUGGCUGCUAUUGGAGGAAACACAGCUGGUCCUGGAGAUGCUGUCGUUGACGUCGACAUGAUCCAUGACCGCGGAUUUGCUCUUGUGGAAAUGAGACUGACUGAGGAAGCAAGCAAUGCCAUGGCUCUGGAUGGCAUUUUGUUUGAAGGGGUGCCACUGAAGAUUAGAAGGCCACCAGGCUACAAGCCUUCCGAGGCAGCUGCCCUGGGCCCAAGCAUGCCGAGCCGCUAUCUGAAUCUUGCUGCAGUUGGCUUGACACCAGGAUCUGUAGAAGGUUUGAAAGGGCCUGACCGCAUUUGUGUGUCUGGCCUUCCCAAAUAUCUCACAGAAGCUCAAGUCAGGGAGUUGCUUGAAUCUUUUGGACCUCUUCGUGGGUUUGAUCUUGUCAAGGAUUGGGGAACUGGUGACUCGAUGGGCCAUGCGUAUUGCGUGUACCAGAACAGCAGUGUCACUGACAUUGCCUGUGCUUCUCUAAAUGGAAUGAGGCUACAUGACAAUACCCUUACCGUCGGCAGAGCAAAACAGAGAGCAUCUCAGCACCAACCCGAGGUGGAAACCAUCCUGUUGGGUUUGAUGGCAGAGCAACAGGCGCAGCUACAGCAAGUUAUGUUUGGAUUGGUCCCUACUCCUACAAAGGUCGUGUGCCUCCUCCAGGUGCUUACUGCAGAUGAGUUGAAACAUGAUAAAGACUAUGAGGAGAUUAUGGAACACAUGAGGCUAGAAGCGUGCAGAUAUGGUAAUCUGGUAAAAGUUGUCAUCCCACGUCCUGACUCGAGUGGACAGCUGGUCGCUGGAGUUGGAAAGGUGUUCUUUGAAUAUGCAGAUAUCGACAGUGCCAUCAAAGCAAAGACGGCGUUUUGCGAAUGGAAAUUUGAUGGGAACCCAGUGUUUUCAGUCUACUACCCAGAGAUUAAGUUUGCCAAUUUGGAAUUCGAUGGAUAAUUAUCGUUAUCUUGUGCUAUGUAUAACAUGGUUGUUUUUAUAUUAAUCACAU
This is a messenger RNA of Panicum virgatum (switchgrass), 1432 nucleotides long. Its product is annotated as splicing factor U2af large subunit B-like. Gene Ontology annotation, cellular component: nuclear speck; nucleus; U2-type prespliceosome. The transcript has 8 exons. The coding region runs from base 169 to 1380 and encodes 403 amino acids. Lineage: Eukaryota; Viridiplantae; Streptophyta; Magnoliopsida; Poales; Poaceae. The record is from RefSeq and is a predicted model, not a curated record. Gene Ontology annotation, biological process: mRNA processing. Gene Ontology annotation, molecular function: poly-pyrimidine tract binding; pre-mRNA 3'-splice site binding.